Messenger RNA from Sinocyclocheilus grahami, 1169 nucleotides. RefSeq names its product sialoadhesin-like. Gene Ontology annotation, cellular component: external side of plasma membrane. The record is from RefSeq and is a predicted model, not a curated record. Gene Ontology annotation, molecular function: transmembrane signaling receptor activity. Gene Ontology annotation, biological process: cell surface receptor signaling pathway; immune response. The annotation marks the transcript as partial. NCBI's taxonomy places the organism in Eukaryota, Metazoa, Chordata, Actinopteri, Cypriniformes, Cyprinidae. The transcript is spliced from 6 exons.
AGAGACCUAAACCUCUUCUGACUGUUCAACCUGAACCAUCCCAGAUAUUCAUUGGAGAUACAGUCACUCUCACAUGUGGCAUACAGGGUGACGGUUGGACAUACACAUGGCGGUGUGGAGGCAGAGAGCAGGCCUCUAAGAAGAAAGAGUUCAACAUCACUGCAGUGUCCAAACAGAAAUGCAAGUGUUGUGGCAAGAGACAAUCAGACACCUCUGAAUGGAGUGAUGAAGUGACUCUGACUGUGUUGGAAGACAUGGACAAACCCAAAAUAACUGUAAAGCCCCAGAGUUCAGUGUUCACUGGAGACACAGUUACUCUGAGCUGUGAAGUGGGACAGUCAACUGGAUGGACAAUUUUCUGGUUCAAAGACUUCACGAGAAUAAAAACUGGUGAUGAAAUGGAAAUACUGAGUAAUGUGAGUAUCUCUAAUGGAGGACAGUAUGGGUGCAGUGCAAGAAAAGGAAAGUAUUUCACAAUUCAAAGUCAAAGAGUUGUGAUAACAGUAAGUGAGAGACCCAAGCCUGCAUUGCAUGUUCAGCCUGAUGGACAUGUGUUCAGAGGACAGACGGUCACUCUCACAUGUGACAUACAGGAGACAGACGUGAGCAGCUGGAGCUACAACUGGAAUAAAGAUGAUUCAGUGAUUCAUGUCAGUCAAUCACAGGAAUACCGAAUCAGUUCUGUUAAUGAAUCUCACACGGGUAAUUACAGCUGUGCUGGAAGAGAAACCCAAAGAUCACGAUACUCACACACCAGUGAUAAAGUUUCACUGACCGUAUCAGCUCCAUCAUCAGUUCUCAAACUGCUCAGUUUUCUGCUGGCAGCUUCUCCAUAUCUGCUAGUGUCCGUCAUACUGGGAGUCAAGUGCUACAGAGCCUAUGUUGUCACAGAGGAGUGAAAAUCUACAGCUGUGAUGAAUGAACCCCAUCAGUAUUCUGUUUUUCUGUUUAACAGUAUUUUUGGGUCUGAAUUAGACAAUAAUCUCUAAGUUCAAAUGAACUCGAGUCUUGAGUCACAUUAGUUUACUCUUUUAAAUCUUUGCAUUAAACACUGUAAAACUUCUAAGCCAAAUUCUAACAGUAACAUACCAUUGAAAACAAUGCAUUGUAUAUUGUUUCCUUCUGUUAAAACAACUGCACUGAGUACACUGCACCUGUCUGAGUGCCAU